Messenger RNA from Heterostelium album PN500, 597 nucleotides. It is a transcript of the gene racF2, whose product is annotated as Rho GTPase. The record is from RefSeq and is a predicted model, not a curated record. NCBI's taxonomy places the organism in Eukaryota, Evosea, Eumycetozoa, Acytosteliales, Acytosteliaceae. The coding region runs from base 1 to 597 and encodes 198 amino acids. Gene Ontology annotation, cellular component: plasma membrane; cytoplasmic vesicle; cell cortex. Gene Ontology annotation, molecular function: GTPase activity; protein kinase binding; GTP binding. The transcript has 2 exons. Gene Ontology annotation, biological process: regulation of cell shape; small GTPase-mediated signal transduction; establishment or maintenance of cell polarity.
AUGAGAGCUGUUAAAUUUGUAGUUGUAGGUGAUGGUGCCACUGGUAAGACUUGUCUCUUGAUAAGUUAUGCUACCAAUCAAUUCCCAGGUGAAUAUAUUCCAACUGUUUUCGAUAACUAUUGUGCAAAUACAAUGGUAGAUGGUAAACCAUAUAACUUGGGAUUAUGGGAUACUGCCGGACAAGAGGAUUAUGACAGACUGAGACCACUGUCAUACCCACAGACCGAUGUAUUUUUGAUUUGUUUCUCUGUAAUCUCACCGUCAUCAUUUGAAAACGUCUCUGCCAAGUGGGCACCGGAAGUCAGACAUCAUGCUCCGGGUGUUCCUAUUAUCUUGGUUGGUACAAAGACCGAUAUGCGUGACGACAAAGAAACUAUCGAUCGUCUUCGUGAAAAGAAAAUUCAACCGAUCAACUACGAACAAGGUUUAGGAAAGAUGAAAGAUAUCAAAGCUUCGAAAUACCUCGAGUGUUCUGCACUCACUCAAAAGGGUAUUAAGAAUGUUUUCGACGAAGGUAUUAGAGUAUCAACAAACAUUCCAAUCUACGAUGUAAAACAAAAGAGAUAUGGUGUCUCUUCAGGUUGUAUGAUCCUAUAA